Messenger RNA from Durusdinium trenchii, 2123 nucleotides. The record is from the annotation of a GenBank genome assembly. Lineage: Eukaryota; Dinophyceae; Suessiales; Symbiodiniaceae.
CUUCACCGGUCGAUGGAAGAGUCUGUGGACCCUGGGACCGAGACGCCUCCCAGCGCCGAUGCGGAGGCACCACGGUCACCAGCCGACGACUCCUCGUCCUCGCCGGUAAGCCCAUCUUUGGAGGCAGAACUGGUGGAGUGGCGGCGUAAGGUGCUGUCGCAGCGGGAGAACAUCGCCCAGAGUGAACGUGAGCGCGGGGAGCUGCGAGCAGAGGUUGAAAGGCUCCAGCAAAAGGUCGCAUCGCUAACAAGUGAGCGAGAUCGCCUCAGCCGCGGUGGUGCUGUGCAGGAUGCGGAGGAAAGAAACCAUGACUUGGAGGCAAAGCUGGAGACCUUGAAGCAACAGAGAGCCGAGAUCGAAUCUGGCUUGGCGCAGCAGGAGGCCCAGCUGGCCGAAGCACGCCGCUCCGCGGCCCAAGCGGCCGAGGAAGCGAACGUUGCAGCGAAGGAGCUUCAUGAAGAGGAAGCACGCUUGGAGAAGCAGAGACAAGCGUUGGCAGCUGCCCAGGCCGCUGCAGACGCGGCUCAAAGGCGUUUAGAAAGUAUGGUGUCCGUUGAGGACGUCCAGCGAUGUGAGAAAGAAACCAAAUCGUACCGUGAGGCCUUAGUGUCGGUGGACAAGGAAGCACGACAGCUGCGCUUGGCUCUGGCGGAUGCUUUGUCCAGCGGGACGGACCUCUCGAUGGCCAAGCACGAGUUGGAGGUGCUGAAGGAUGCGCAAGAAUCGGCCUCACAGAGAGUGAAGGCCUUGGAGUCGGUGAAUGAGCAGCUGGAAAAGCGGAUUGCACAGGUCGAGGCUGACAUAGCCGCCUUGCACAAGGGUACAGUGGACCUUCGAAGUGAGGAGGAUCUGAUGCGGGAGGUCAUCGUCUCGCAGAGUGAGCAGCUCUUGCGGAGGGUGGAGGACCUCACGGCCGAAGAGAAGUUGGCCGCCGAAGACCGGAGGCAACUGCUGGCCACUGCGGCACAACUGGGGGCUGAGGUGGAGAAGGCUGAGGCGCGCGUCGCCCGGCAGACGGAGUUGGAGGAUCAGUGCACACAGCUGGAUGCCGCUCAACAAACCUUGAGCGCCGAAGUUGAACGCCUGCGCCGCACGAACGAUGCCCUUUGUCAACAGGUUUUGGGUCCUGAUGGAGAGGGUCCUUUCGCUGGAGCCCUCCAACAGGUCUCAGUGUUGGACGGUGAAGAGGAUCAGUUGAUCCGAGACGAAAUUGGCAGACUUGUACGAGGCCAGCUGCUGCUCACUACCCAAGCAGGCAGUGUCAAGGGUGAUGCAGCGGCCUUGGCACUGCGGCUGCAACAGCUUUUGGCGGAGCGCGAGGAGGCCUUCUGGGUGGAGCGACAACGUCUCUCUGACCACAUCACUUCCUUGGAAAGGACGCACGGGACCGGUCGCUGCUUGGCGGUCACCGUCCGUCGGGACCGGCGGCCGCGGCGGUUCGGUCUGCGGACGUUGGCCGAGGCACCAGCAACCUGCUCCGCCACUACGAAUCGGCAGUGAGGGCAGGAACAGAGCCUGCCUCUGGUGCUGGCUUGGUCACUGGUGGCUUACGGCGAUUACGCCAAACAAUUGGCGCGUAGCUGCGCGUGAAUGAAUGCCGGCUCCAUGCCACCUGGAAGAGAGCAGUUUUCCUAUCCUCGAAGAGUUUCCAACCUAACGUAGCAGUUUUGAAGAAGAAUGCAUCAAUCGACUCUCAAAAGUGUAGUGUAGUCGUCAAGAUUCAGGCAUAAGACAGCUUGCCUGACUCAUUUCCAUCUCACUCAAAGACCAUUCAAAGCUUUUGAGUGAACAGCGAGAAAACUCACCACUUGACACAAUUCAACACGCUUUCAAGUUUCCAAGCGAUGUGGUGAGCAAGUUUGCUUUGGAAUCAUUAAGACAUUCGAACGGUCGUUUUCAUCGCCUCGGAGAAGCUGCAGCUCGGUUUUUGGGUGUCAGCUGUGGGUGUCUUCGUAUUUGAGAAGAGUGUCUACCAAUUUUUCGGACGUGGCGUGAAGAAAUUGGUAGGGCUUUCGUUUGAGAACGGAGACCAACACCAGGACGAAGUCUUCGUCCCGUGCUUCCGCUCUCGGCCGAACCCCGCGCAGCGUCGUUUCAACGGUCGUUUCACAGUGGGAUGUGGG